AUGGAUAUUGGAAGAAGGAGUACUCAAAAUUACAAUUGCAGAUGUCCCGUUCUCGUGGAAUUAAGGAAGCUAACAUAUUUUGUGGAUGAUCCUAAGGGUUUUAGAGACCAUUUUGGAAGAAUUUUAUCUGUUUUAUCUAUUGAUGUUGAGGAGGGUCUUCUCUGCACUUCGGUCCAGUUCUAUGAUCCUGUCUACCAGUGCUUCAUUUUCCCUGAUUAUCAGCUAUUACCUACCAUGGAGGAGUAUACACACCUUUUGGGUGUACCAGGUUCUGGAGUUUCUUUUAGUGGUGUGGAAGUAAUUAUUGAAUCUCGGGUUAUUGCCGAAGCCAUUCAUUUGAGGAAGUCUGACAUAGAGCCCAAUCUCACUAUCAAAGGAGGUAUAUGUGGAUUAACUUCGAAGUUUCUAUUAGAAAAAUCAUUUUCUUUUGCCAAUGCUGGUAGCAUGAUGGCCUUUGAAACUAUUCUUUCCUUACUCGUCUAUGGUUUGGUGUUGUUUCCUAACAUUGACAAUUUCGUUGAUGUUAAUGAUAUGAGGAUCUUCUUGAUUAAGAAUAUGGUUCCAACUCUGCUCGGCAAUACUUAUUUCUCCAUUCAUCAUAUGACUUCUAAAGGGGGUGGAACUAUAGUUUGUUGUGCGCCUUUACUAUAUAAGUGGUUUAUUUCACACUUGCCGCAAUCUCCUGUCUUCCAAGAAAACAAGGAUUGUUUGGGUGGUCUUAAAGACUUAUGUCUCUCACCAAUGACGACAUUACUUGGUAUUCUUCUGUUUACGACAAGGUUGAGAUUAUUGAUAUUUAUGGGAGUUCUCUAA
This is a messenger RNA of Lathyrus oleraceus (garden pea), 813 nucleotides long. RefSeq lists its product as uncharacterized. The record is from RefSeq and is a predicted model, not a curated record. The transcript has a single exon. The coding region runs from base 1 to 813 and encodes 270 amino acids. Lineage: Eukaryota; Viridiplantae; Streptophyta; Magnoliopsida; Fabales; Fabaceae.